UAUUUAAACGCGCUCAGGGGCGGGGAAAGAGAGAAACUGAACUCAGCUCCGCCAUAGGCUCUGCAGCGAGCCGCAUUCUGAGUUCUCGAUACGCGCGACUUUGCUGCCGAAACCACCGGUGAGACGCUGAUACUUUAUAUAAACGUUAAUCCUAAGAAGUCAGGCACUCGGGAUGACAAUCAAGGCUGUCUGCGUAUUGUCGGGCUCGGACAAAACCAAGGGGACCCUUCACUUCUCGCAGGAGUGCGAGGGAAAGCCGGUUAAAGUUGUCGGCGAAGUAACUGGCCUUGGGAAAGGACUUCAUGGGUUUCACAUUCACGAGUUCGGAGAUAACACUAACGGGUGUGUGAGUGCAGGUGCGCACUUCAACCCGCACGGCAAGGAGCAUGGUGCACCGACUGAUUCGAACAGGCAUGUUGGAGACCUGGGCAAUGUUGUUGCUGGCGACGAUGGUGUUGCGAAGGUCAACAUCGAGGACUGUGUAAUUUCUCUUUGUGGAGCGCACAACAUCAUUGGACGAUCUCUUGUGGUUCACGCCGACCCAGACGACCUUGGAAAGGGAGGCCAUGAACUGAGCAAGACUACAGGGAAUGCGGGUGCACGACUUGCCUGUGGUGUAGUUGGCAUCACCAAGUAAGCCAACAAAAUGGCACAUUUACGAUACUUCGUUCAUGCAUUCUCAACAUGCAGACCAAUAAACUUUUUUUUCCCCGAA
Dermacentor albipictus is the source of this 715-nucleotide messenger RNA. RefSeq names its product Superoxide dismutase 1 (gene Sod1). Gene Ontology annotation, biological process: superoxide metabolic process. NCBI's taxonomy places the organism in Eukaryota, Metazoa, Arthropoda, Arachnida, Ixodida, Ixodidae. Gene Ontology annotation, molecular function: copper ion binding. The record is from RefSeq and is a predicted model, not a curated record.